AUGUUUGCAUUAAAGGGGAGAGCUGUCAAGCUGGCUCUAUGUAGUGGUCGUUCAGCUAUGAUGAGACCUCCUAUAGUCGGAAGGGCUAUUUCUGUAAGGCUCCAAAGCAGCGCUCCGAAGGACAAUGGAGCUCACUUAACUGACGAAGAAAUCGAUGGUUGGUUAAAAGCUAUCGAAUCAUUGAGGACAGAGUUUGCGGACCAGCAAUUUCUCCCUGAGACAUCUUUGGCACCUCCAGGUCAGUCCAAGAUUAACAUUCUCGAGGAAGCUAUGAACGAGGAGAAGAUAUUCGAACCUACUGAAGAGCAAACCGCGGAAUGGGAAAGAUUAAAAGGAGUUCCUUUACCCGAACGUAAGGAUGAAACCUUACAGCACGUUACGAAUAUGAUCAUGAGACAUGGAAAAAAGCAGCGCGCCGAAAAAAUGUUGUCUCGUGCUCUCUAUUUGGUGUUCUGUCAGACACGUCAAGAUCCUAUUGAAGUCCUCAAGAAAUCUUUAGAUGAGCUAGCACCUCUCAUGAUUGUGAAGACAUUCAAAACUGGUGUUGCAAAGGCAGCAGUAAUACCAGUUCCUUUAAACAGCAGACAGAGAAACAGAAUUGCCUGGAAAUGGAUUGUUGAAGGCGCAAAUAAGAGGGCUUCAAGUGAUUUCUCAGUAAGGCUUGGGGAAGAGCUGGUUUCUGUUUUCAAGGGGAAUAGCUCAGGCUUUGACAAGAGAGACCAAAUGCAUAAAACUGCCAUAGCGCACAGAGCAUAUAUCAAAUUAAAGUGA
Lachancea fermentati is the source of this 771-nucleotide messenger RNA. Lineage: Eukaryota; Fungi; Ascomycota; Saccharomycetes; Saccharomycetales; Saccharomycetaceae. The record is from the annotation of a GenBank genome assembly.